Vombatus ursinus (common wombat) is the source of this 4495-nucleotide messenger RNA. It is a transcript of the gene HNF4A, whose product is annotated as hepatocyte nuclear factor 4 alpha. The record is from RefSeq and is a predicted model, not a curated record. The coding region runs from base 53 to 1477 and encodes 474 amino acids. The transcript has 10 exons. Gene Ontology annotation, biological process: cell differentiation; anatomical structure development; positive regulation of transcription by RNA polymerase II. Lineage: Eukaryota; Metazoa; Chordata; Mammalia; Diprotodontia; Vombatidae. Gene Ontology annotation, molecular function: RNA polymerase II cis-regulatory region sequence-specific DNA binding; zinc ion binding; nuclear receptor activity.
GGUCAGGCCGCCUCACGAGAGGGAACUGGCCACUCUGGACAGGCAGGAGAGAAUGCGUCUCUCCAAAGCCCUUGUCGACAUGGAGAUGGCAGAUUACAGCGCUGCCCUGGACCCAGCCUAUACCACUCUGGAAUUCGAGAAUGUGCAGGUGUUGGCCAUGGGCAACGAUGCAUCUCCAUCUGAAGGUGUCAACCUCAAUGCCCCCAACAGCCUGGGGGUCAGUCCUAUGUGUGCCAUCUGUGGGGACCGUGCCACGGGCAAGCAUUAUGGGGCCUCCAGCUGCGAUGGCUGCAAAGGCUUCUUCCGCAGGAGCGUGAGGAAGAACCAUAUGUACUCAUGCAGGUUUAGCCGCCAGUGUGUGGUAGACAAGGACAAAAGGAAUCAGUGUCGUUACUGCAGGCUGAAGAAAUGCUUCCGGGCAGGAAUGAAGAAGGAAGCUGUCCAGAAUGAACGGGACCGGAUCAGUACACGGAGAUCAAGCUAUGAAGACAGCAGUCUCCCGUCCAUCAAUGCCCUCCUACAGGCUGAAGUACUCUCCCAGCAGAUGACAUCUCCCAUCUCAGGAAUCAACGGGGACAUCCGGGCCAAGAAAAUCGCUAGCAUUGCUGAUGUAUGUGAAUCCAUGAAGGAGCAGCUUUUGGUGCUGGUGGAAUGGGCCAAAUACAUCCCUGCCUUCUGUGAACUGCCCUUGGAUGAUCAGGUGGCCCUGCUUCGGGCUCAUGCUGGGGAACACCUGCUGCUGGGGGCCACCAAACGGUCCAUGGUAUUCAAGGAUGUGUUACUGUUAGGCAACGACUACAUCGUCCCACGGCACUGCCCCGAAUUGGUGGAAAUGAACCGUGUUGCAGUGCGAAUCCUGGACGAGUUGGUGCAACCCUUCCAAGAGCUUCAGAUUGAUGACAAUGAAUAUGCCUGUCUGAAGGCCAUCAUAUUCUUUGACCCAGAUGCCAAAGGGCUGAGCGACCCUGGUAAAAUCAAGCGGAUGCGGUCACAGGUGCAGGUGAGCCUGGAGGACUACAUCAAUGACCGGCAGUACGACUCUCGGGGUCGCUUUGGGGAGCUGCUGCUGCUGCUGCCCACCCUGCAGAGCAUCACCUGGCAGAUGAUCGAGCAGAUACAGUUCAUCAAACUCUUUGGUGUGACCAAGAUCGACAACUUGCUGCAGGAGAUGCUGCUGGGGGGAUCCUCCAGUGAAGCACCCCACACUCACCACCCCUUGCACCCACACUUGGUGCCAGAGAACAUGGGCACCAAUGUGAUAGUUGCCAAUACCAUGCCUGCCCAGAUCAGCAAUGGACAGAUGUGUGAGUGGCCCCGUCCCGGGUGGCGGACAGCCACUCCUGAGACCCCACAACCAUCUCCGCCAGCCAGUUCAGGGCCUGAGCCCUACAAGCUCCUGCCAGGAGCCAUCGCCACAGUGGUCAAGCCUCCAUCAGCCAUCCCUCAGCCCACCAUCACCAAGCAGGAGGUCAUCUAACAUGGGGCUGGAGGGGUCAGGGGAGGCCAGCCAGACACUGCCCCUCCCAGCCUGGCUUUGUCCUUCCCUGGCCUCCAGAGGGACCAGCCCCCCGAGAACUCCCAGCGCUCUUGGUGAAGUAGGACAACAAGACCUGCCCUGGGAUCCUAACGGCACAAUGGAAAGCCAGGGCUCAGGCUGAGGGCUCUAGCUGCCGACUUCCGUGACUUAAUGCAAUCCUUCUCCUAUUUGGGAGAACAUUGGGGGAGGUUGGGAACAGUCACCAUUGGGUGAGACUAGUUGUUUCUCAACGCUUUCUCCCCACCCAACCAGUUUCCUCAUCUCCUGACUCUGCUCCAAAACAGCUGCCACCUUUUCUUCUUGGGAUCUUUCUAGAACCACCAGUUAGGACACCCCUCCUGUCUUCUUUUGGAGACUAAAAGCCCUGAGACUCAGAGUCCUUUGGGGAGAGGAUGGGCCAGGCCAGGACUCUCUCUCUCUCUCUCUCUCUCUCUGCCUACUUCCACUGCCAUCCCAGUCCCAAUAUCCCUAAGAACUUUCUUAGAGGGAAUCUUCCUCUCCAGGCUGGAGAAGACUUGGAGACUGAAACUGUGAUAGUUCAGUCAUUUGACAAACUUUAUGAAGCAUCUAUUAGACCAAACUGUGUGCCAAGCACCGUAUGGAACACAGAUGAAGAAGAUAGCUCCCACACUUAAGGAGCGGGGGCGGGGCUAGCUGGGAAGACAAGAAACACAGGCAUAAAACGACUAGAAGACAAUUCAAGGCAAUCAAAAUGUAAUAGGAAUCCAGGAGAAGGAAAAGACUCACUGUGGAUUGGGGGACAGUCCAGCAGGGCUUCACAGACAACCGGAUUUGCAUUUGUGUUGACAAAUAGGGAAAAUAUUCCAAAUGGGGGCAGAUCUGGGAAUCAGUCCUGUUUGUGAUGAGACCAAGUGCAUUCAGGUACAGUGAGUCAUGGUCUUAGGUAAGGUGAGGCAAGUUGAAGGAGAGCCUUGAAAGCCAGUAUAGACUUAAUUGUUAAUAUUUUAGGUUCUUCAACCAGGGAGGGGGCAAGGGUUACCCUAAACUCAAAAGACUUCUCAGGGCAACAAAGUCAGUGGUUUCUCCCUGCCAUUCUGUUAUUACCCCUCAUCAUGGAGAGAGGACAGAAACUGUGGCUUCCCUCUCAAGUUUUAGCCCAUCCUAGGGCUAAAUUAGCCUCAAAUUCAGACUGGAAUCUAUAAUUCUUUUCUCCUGACUCAUUCUCUCUUUAGGGAAUGCUGGGAUGGGAGGUCAGCAGGUUUGUCCUAAUUGCUGAUUGGUCCUUCGAGGCCUCCUGGGGGCUUCCAUUCUGUGUAGACGGUGUUCAGGGUCUGGAGGGGAAAUUUCCUUGCAGGUGCUGAAGUAGUAGGGACAUUUAGGAGAUCAGUUCCCCAGGAAGAGGCUGCUGACUAGUCAGAACCACAGAGAAGUAAGUCCAAAGCUAGAGAUGAUGGGUAGAAAGGGAACUUCUCAAACUCGUUCCCUCUUCUUUAGCAACAACCUUUCCAAGGAUCUCAGAAUGUCAGAGCUGAAAAAGAUCUUGGGGAUGCCUUGUCAAGGCCAACUCCCUCCUUUUAGAGAGGAGCAAAGGCCCAGAGAGGACAAGUGACUUGUCCGACAUCACAUAGUCAGUGCAGAACUUCCAUGCUUCAAAGAUAACAAAUCCUUCCAGCAGUCAAGACUGUAAACAGAGGUAGCCAUAGUCAAACUCUGAAAUCUGUAGAUUCCUCUGGCCUUCUCGGUGCUGCUUCCUCCUUCCAGGGGUGACCCUCAGGACUCUUAAAGAGCCAUGUGUUCUGCUGCUCUCUGCCUACUAGAGAAUGGACUCCAAGGUGCUUUCUAGAGAUAGGCAGUUUGAGAGUGCUAGGAAGUUCUGCCUGCACUGCCUAGAUCUCCAACCAGUUGGUCCAUAAAUGCCAACAUUUAAUCUUCGUGCCUUUGGAUUUUCUAUUUUUCAGAACCUCCUCUUAAAUCCAGGGCAUGGAAAAAGAGGAGGGAGAGUACCAAACACAAACUCCAGCAAACUUAAUAAUUUGCUGCCCGUGGAAAAGUCCCAGGUUGAGUAGAGUCUCCUGAUAAAGAGCCAUCCCUUGUCAUCCCCAAUCUUUACACUUCUUCCCUCUCCCCAAGUUUCCUGAGAUCCACUAAGGCCACACUGGGGAAGGGAAAUGUCAAGGAAAGGUGGGUUAUUGCCUUGGUCUAUACUCCCCCGAUGACUGUUCUCUCUCGGGCCAAAUUUGGACAAAUAUUCCUAGACAUGACCUGGGAUGUUUGGGCAUUUGAAUCUGUUUGGGGAUGGAAGAGAAUAUAUGUAUGUAUGUAUGUAGAAAAGGAGGAUUCAAUAACAACUGAAAUCAUCCUGGGAGUGGGGAUAAGGUAGAAUCCAAGCUGCCACCAUCCCCCUCAAGUCCUGGUCACUGGGCUUUCUUGCAGUUGUGGGCCCAAGACAAGGGGACAUUGCCUUUCCUGUGGCUGUCCUAGUCUCAGGAUCUCCAUGAGAUGGAGGUGGCAAACUCCUUGGCACUUCCCAAGCUGGGCUGUGCACCAAGGUUUCUACCACCUCCACCCUCUUGGCAUGGUCUCAAUGACCUCCUCAGAAACCCUGAAGGUCCUUCCAGGAGUCAAGGGAGGAAGAGGCAGUGACUGAAAGUCGGCAACAUUGUAAUGGCAAAGCCAAUCAUGUCCACUAAAUUAUUCUGUAAUUUGCCUUGAUCAUCUCUAAUUGUGUAAUCCCAAAUAAUUCCAAAUCCCAGGGUCAUUGCAAUGUUCCAGUCAUUAGGACAUUUUCCUCCCCUCCCUCAAAAAACUUCUAGGGGAGAUGAGAAUGGGGGCACGAAUAGUGUUGAUGACUGAGCAGACCUUCUGGACCCUUCCCACUGCCAUCAUUGCCAUCCCGGUAGGGAAAGAACACUUCUUAGCCCUAGUUUGUAUUUCAAAAUAAGUGUUUUUUUAAAAACCUUCAAAAUAAAUACCAAGGAUGUUUUCUAACUCUUCCCA